Messenger RNA from Carassius carassius (crucian carp), 656 nucleotides. Its product is annotated as urokinase plasminogen activator surface receptor-like. Lineage: Eukaryota; Metazoa; Chordata; Actinopteri; Cypriniformes; Cyprinidae. The transcript has 3 exons. The coding region runs from base 3 to 377 and encodes 124 amino acids. The record is from RefSeq and is a predicted model, not a curated record.
CCAUGAGCCUUGGCAUUAUGAGGUCAACUUCAGUGUGCUGUAACACAGACGGCUGUAACGUCCAAGACGCUCCAGAUCCCAACACUAGCACCCCCAAUGGAAAGACAUGUUACUCCUGUGAUGGACAGAGCUGCUUAAACAAAUUGAGCUGUUUAGGGAAUGAAGAGCACUGCAUUAAAGCAACAGGGACUGUCAGUGGCCACUCACUGGUUGUAAAAGGCUGUGCCUCUAAAUCUAUUUGUGAUGCAGCAGCAUCAGUUGAUGAAGUUCAGGGUGUCUCAUAUUGUUCAGGGAAUCUGUGUAACGGUGCUCAGAGUGUCUCUCAGAGCUUCCUGUUCCUCUGUUGUUCUCUGCUCUCCUUCAUCCUCCUGCACUGAAUCCAGCAGAUCUUCCCAUCUACAAUCAGACACACUGCACUGAAUAUAGAGCUUGUUUUUUCUCCGUACAAUGCAUCCUUUGUGUCCUGAUAUUUUUUUUGUCUGUGACAUUCUGAUGUGACACUUUAUGAAAUAAAAUGUUUCUGGGGUUAAGGGUUUAACCUUGAGUUUAGCUUGUCACACUAAAAAGUCAGAAAAAUAUACUGUAAAAAUACAAAUGUUUUAAAAGAUCAUUAUCUUCAUAAGAGACAUAUGAUAAUUAUGUAAAGAAGAAUUUUU